AACCACGCAACGGCAUAAAAGACUGAAGAGCGGAAACAAUUUAAUCCAAGGAAAAAAGAAAAUGCAAAUGGGGGAUUCUCCAGAGUCGGAUUCGAAGAUUUUCAGUGUCCGAAUUGUGUCGAUUGACUACUACAUGGCCCCGCCAAUUGCCGGAAUCGACAUUUCCUAUAGCAGUUUUCAAGGUGGAAAAGUAAAUGAGGUUCCAGUUAUAAGAAUAUAUGGGUCAACUCCGGCUGGUCAGAAGACUUGCUUGCACGUGCAUAGAGCUUUGCCUUACUUUUACAUCCCAUAUUCAGAUGUAUCACUUCAACUAGACGAAGAAGUGCUUCUACAAAUGCCAUCUCUCUUGCAAUUGAGAAGGCCUUGAAGCUCAAAGGCAAUGCUGGCUUGAAACGGCAGCAUGUCCAUGGUUGUAGUCUAGUUCGAGCAAAGAAGUUAUACGGCUUUCAUUCUUCAGAGGAGUUAUUUGUGAAGAUUUAUCUGUAUCCUUAUCUCAAAAAUAUUAUUUAAAAGUGCACUGUUUGUUCUAUGGUGGUUGACUUAUUUUUGCUGAUCUGUAUCUCUCUGAUUAUUGUUAGUGGUUUUGAAAUGUUCUUUUAUUUCGUAGCUUACCUUGUACUGAUAUGUUCAUGCUGUUAUUCUUAUAAUUGCUUUUAUCAUCUUUUGCUCCUUUGGAAAGUCUAUGAUUUGGAGUUGACUCAGGAUCACCUUGACAGAAGUUUUAGGUACCAUCCACAGGAUGUAUCUCGGGCUGCCACUCUUCUUUUGGGAGGUGCUGUUUUGGAUAGGAUUGUGCAGCCUCAUGAAUCACACAUUCCAUUUCUUCUCCAGUUUUUGAUUGAUUACCAUUUGUAUGGGAUGGGUCAUCUGCAUGUCUCAAAAAUUAAGUUCCGGCAUCCUGUACCUGAAGUUUUCUCUCCCAGGAAAGCUGCUCACACUUUCCUACAGAGAGAUCUGACAGACAAGUCAACUGGCAUUGCUGCAAAUACAAAGGUAGAUUCAGGUGCAGACCCUUCUUUAGCUUCACCAAUUUGGACGUCUUCUACAAUUCCAGAUGAUUGGACUUGGCAAUCUUACAGCCAGUCUGAUUCCUUGGUUGAUCAAAAUCUAUUGUCAGUUAAACGGCAAAGUAUGUCUGAACUGGAGGGAGAUGCUGUUGUGGAAGAUAUUCUCAAUCAGCUGUUUAUAUCGUAUACAUCCCUCUCGCAGACACGUACAGAUGUGAAAAUGGUUCAGUCCUUAAUACCUAUUUGGGAGGAGUUCGAAAGGAAUGGAGAGCAGGGGCCUGCAGUUCCACCUGAUCCAGGGAAACCACUUCCAGAAGAUGUCUUGAGGAUACUUUCAGACGGGCUUGAGCUGGAAAAAGUACUUGCUGAUCUGAGUAGAGGAGAAUAUUCAUCUUUCAGCCAGGACUUAAUUAAAUCUUUGACUGAUAAAGGAACUUUGGUAGACAAAGUCAACUUUUUGGAUGAUCCAGAUGAAGCAUUAAAAUGCUUAGAAGAUGGAAAUUUGCCCUCUCAAACUGAUGAUGGUGAAAACUAUGGUAAAGGGCACCAUGGGCAUAUGAAGCAGUUGUCUGCUGAUCAAUUACAAGAUUCUAACCUUGUUGGACCAUCAAAACUGAAGGCUUCAGAUCAGGAUGCUUUGGGGCUUUUGAAGUGGCUUGCAUCUUCUCAAGCUGCAGAAGAAAUAAAUUCUGAUGAUGAACUUGCUCACCAGACCAUCCUGAGUUCCUUUUUACCAACAUCAACAGUUAAUAAGGCAUUGGAGAAAGCAAGCACAGAUUUCGAGAAUCAGUCGCAGCAAGAGUGUCAGGACAUUCUUGAUUCUGUUGAAGAUGCAGUUGCAACUGAAGAAUCAGAUGAUAAGGCUUCUAAUUCUAAUCAUAAUCUUCUAUGCCAGACUUUACGUAAUGAAGUAAUUCCUCAAGUUGAUGGCUCCCCUGAUGAUCCCAACUCAGUUCCAUUUGGUGAUAAGUCAUCUUCAGAAAUAAAUUAUGUACCUGAGACUUCACAACUUGCUGGUUUAAGGCUUACUGAACGCAAAAGAAAAAGACCUCAGUGGGGCUUUUUACCUGUUUCUUCAAAUCGAAACAUUCAUAAUGGUAUUUCUCUCCCCGACAAUUCUGAUAUGACUGGUAGAUAUGAUAGUGAUUUAAAAAUCAAUGUUGGAACUUCUUUUCAUGAAAAAAUUGUGGCAGACAAAUGCCCAAAUUGUAUACAGGGUGAUGCACAUGGACUUAAUAACUGUACAGAGUCCUCUAGUGCAUUAAUUGGAUGCUCCAUGAGGGAUUUAAUGAGAAAAAAACGAAGCCAUUGCAGUGAGCUAUCUGAAUGUAGAGCUUCUGAGGUUAUAAAGGUUACUAGUGACAAGGAACAGAAAGACAAGAUUUUUGUUUCCAAGAAACUGACAAAUGACGAAGAAUGCAAUAGAUCUCAGAUUUCCUACUCACCCAGAUCUGCAGUUACAGAUAAAUUAGGAGAAUUAUGUGAGUGUCCUGCAUCGGCAGAGUUCGCUAAGGUGAACACUGAUGGAUCUGAUCUUUUUGUGCAUGAAUUUGCAGGUCUCUGCACAAGGGGGAUGCGUUGUUCCUCUAGGUUGCCUGGGGAACUUAAAAAAGAUAGCCCACUUAAGGAGGCUAUCAGUUCAUGCUGUCAAUCCUCCAACCAUGUCGGAUGUCAAAUCUUUGAGAAAAAUUAUUCAAUUUUAGACUCUGGUUUGAAGAGCAAGGUUUCCAUGCAUGAGAUACCUGAAAUGGGAAAUGACAACAAUAAGGACACAGGGGUGUCAACUACAGUGAAUCUAUUGCAGACUGAGCCCCAGAUUAACAGACAUGUAAAAUCCCCUGGAUUUUACAGUUCAAGAUUGUCUGCUAGUAGCAUGAUAGCACACCCUGUGGAACUAAUUUGUUUAACUUUGUGUCAGAAACCCCCAGUGAUAGAGUGGACCGAUGAACCUGAUGGAGAUUCUGUAUUGUCACCUUCUAUUUCUCAGGACCCUCAUGAGCUGGUAGAAAAGGAGGAAGGAAUAUCUCUUCUGGGUGAAGUUGCAGAUGACAUUCUUCCUUUCUUCAUAAAUGACAACCUAGAAGGAAAAGAGCUUCGAAACCUAAACUGCCAGGAAGCAGGAUAUAGUUAUCAUCAAGAUUCAAUCAUCGGUGUCCCUGUUCACUAUCAGAAUGAUGGCUCCUAUCUAUAUAUGUUGACUCCUGUUCAGUCACCGCCAUCAGAGGAAAAUGUCAAGAGAUGGCUUUCUUUAGAUGGCAGAAAUACUUCAAGAGAAAAGGCAGCAGAUGCAUCAGUUCUGUUUAUAUCACCUAAGCAUUUGUCCGAUGAUCUCGUGGAUUCACGGCGUCCUUUAUGCCAUGCUUCUAAUCUGUCUUCUCUGGAUUCCGAGGCAAGGUCUGAGUCCAACCUUCAUCAGUUGAAUCACCAUAACCAGGAAAACUUCAAUGGACAAGUAGAGGCUCAUAAUGAUGAGGUGAGAACAAUCCAGAAGGAUGCAUACAAAAUUUUGAUGUCUAAGCCAUCAGCUGUUUUUUCACAAGAACACUCUCAGUUAUCUGGUCCUGAUGUGAAAUCAAAGUUGACUCCUUUAAGUCAGAUGGGUUUUCGGGAUCCAGCUAGUGUUGGUGGGAGGCAGCAGCUAACAAUUGUGAGUAUUGAGGUUCAAGCAGGAUGUAGGGGAGAUUUAAGGCCUGAUCCUAGGUUUGAUGCCAUUGAUAUUAUAACUCUUGUUUUUCAAGAUGAUGAUGAUGCAAUGGUUGAUUGUUUCAUGCUUUUGCGGUCCAAUACAGUUACAACUGAAACAAAUCUAGAUGGAAUACCUGAUUGCAAGGUUUUGCUUUUCCCUGAAGAGAAGCAAGUAUUUAGCCAUUUCACAAAGAUUAUAUCUAUCUUUGAUCCAGACACAUUAAUUGGCUGGGAUGUUCAAGGGGGUUCCCUUGGUUUUCUUGCUGAAAGGGCUGCUUAUCUUGGCAUUGGUUUGCUAAAUAACAUAUCUCGAAUACCAUCUUCUAGAGGUCUCAAUACUACUGAGGAAGAUAUGCCAGAUGAUAUGUCUCUUAAGGUGGCUACUGCUGAUCCUGUGCCUUUAGAUGGUGCUAUCGUUGAAGAUGAAUGGGGCCGAACUCAUGCCAGCGGUGUCCAUGUUGGUGGUCGAAUUGUUCUUAAUGUUUGGCGAUUAAUGCGAGGUGAAGUUAAGCUUAGGAUGUACACUAUUGAGGCUGUUGCUGAAACUGUAUUGAGGAAGAAAGUUCCAUAUAUUCCUUGCAUGGUGUUGGCAAAAUGGUUUUCAAGUGGUCCUGGUCGUGCAAGAUAUCGCUGUAUGGAGUAUUUGUUAGUGAAAACUAAGUUGAACCUUGAUAUCAUGAAUCAACUUGAUAUGAUAAACAGAACAUCAGAACUUGCUCGAGUCUUUGGUAUUGACUUCUUUUCUGUUCUCUCUAGAGGUUCACAGUAUCGAGUUGAAUCAAUGUUUCUUAGACUGGCACAUACACAAAAUUAUGUUGCCAUUUCUCCUGGAAAUCUACAGGUUGCUUAUCAGCCUGCAAUGGAGUGUCUUCCUCUUGUGAUGGAACCAGAGUCUGGCUUUUAUGCAGACCCAGUUGUUGUUUUGGAUUUUCAGUCUCUUUAUCCAUCAAUGAUAAUUGCAUAUAACCUUUGCUUUUCUACAUGCCUUGGAAAAAUCACAUCUUCAAUGGCAAAUAUUCUUGGUGUCAGUUCUUAUUCACCAGAUAUGAAGGUUUUGCAGAAUUUGAAGCAUGAAAUACUGCUUACUCCAAAUGGUGUUAUGUAUGUACCUUCAAAGUUUCGUAAAGGAGUACUGCCCCGCUUACUGGAAGAAAUAUUAUCAACUAGAAUUAUGGUAAAAAAAGCAAUGAAGAAAUUAGCUCCAUCACAGCAGGUGCUACACCGUAUAUAUGAUGCCAGGCAACUUGCCCUAAAGUUAAUAGCAAACGUGACUUAUGGCUAUACAGCUGCUGGAUUUAGUGGUCGCAUGCCCUGUGCAGAGCUAGCAGACAGUAUUGUGCAAUGUGGUCGUAGAACACUAGAGGCUGCUAUUUCCUUUGUGAACAAUCAUAACAAGUGGAAAGCAAAAGUUGUAUAUGGUGAUACUGAUAGCAUGUUUGUUCUCCUUAAGGGACGUUCUCGUAGGGAAGCUUUCCACAUUGGUAAUGAGAUUGUGUCAGCAAUAAGUGCAAUGAAUCCAAAUCCUGUUGUGCUAAAGAUGGAAAAGGUCUAUCAACCUUGCUUCCUCCUUACUAAGAAAAGGUAUGUUGGCUACAGCUAUGAGAGUCCUGACCAAAGUAAGCCAAAGUUUGAUGCAAAAGGUAUUGAGACAGUAAGGAGAGAUACAUGUGACGCUGUAUCCAAGACAAUGGAGCAGUCGCUGAGACUUUACUUCGAACAUCAAGAUAUUGAUAAGGUUAAGGCAUACCUAUUGCGUCAAUGGACACGGAUUAUAUCUGGCAGAGUCUCUCUUCAAGAUUUUGUUUUUGCAAAAGAGGUCUGCUUAGGCACUUACAGUUCACGGGCGUCAUCACUUCCCCCAUCAGCAAUUGUAGCCACUAAAGCAAUGAGGGCUGACCCGAGGGCAGAACCACGCUAUGCAGAGCGAGUUCCUUAUGUGGUAGUUCAUGGUGAACCUGGUGCCCGACUGGUAGAUAUGGUUGUGGAUCCAAUGGAACUUCUUGCUCUUGAUUCUCGUUACAGAUUAAAUGAGGCCUAUUAUAUUAGGAAACAGAUAAUUCCAGCUUUACAGCGAGUUUUUGGGCUCGUUGGAGCUGACUUGAACCAAUGGUUCUCUGAUAUGCCGCGUCCUGAAAGGGAAACUGUUGGUAAACGUCAUUUUUAUGCUCCAAAUCAACAUCGAACUAGAAUUGACUAUUACUACCUAUCACGACACUGUAUCCUCUGUGGUUCACUAGUACAAGCAUCAAGCUAUUUCUGUCAUAACUGUUCUAAGAGUGAGGCAACUGUUGCAACAGCUUUGAUCGGAAGAACUGCAAAACUGGAAAAGGAAAUCCAACAUCUUGCUGCUAUUUGCCGGCAUUGUGGCGGUGGGGACUGGCUUUUAGAAAGCGGGGUGAAAUGCACAUCUCUCGCAUGCUCUAUUUUCUACGAGAGAAGGAAAGUUCAGAAAGAACUGAAGUCUCUCGCUGCUGCUGCUACAGAACUUGGUUUCUACCCUACUUGCAUGGCUGAAUGGUUUUAAAAAUAUGUACAUCGGCUACCUUGAUAGUAGAACUGGAAGAGAUACAUCUCACCUGUGAAUAUGUCUGUAUAUUUGUGUACAUAUGCUCCAUAAGUUAGUUUUUGUUUUCCCCAUCUGUAGCGCGAAGAGAUGCCUAUUGCCUAACAUCCUUUGCUUGAUUAGUCCGUUGUAAAAGUUACCGUCCCGUAAGGCUUGGUCUAGCUUAUAGCCUUAUACUGUUGUAAAUUAUUCGAACAAAUGAACGUCUGCAACUUCCAACAAAUAUGAUCUCUUUGAUCUACCAUC
Messenger RNA from Coffea arabica (coffee), 6501 nucleotides. NCBI's taxonomy places the organism in Eukaryota, Viridiplantae, Streptophyta, Magnoliopsida, Gentianales, Rubiaceae. The record is from RefSeq and is a predicted model, not a curated record.